This is a messenger RNA of Symbiodinium sp. CCMP2592, 1428 nucleotides long. The record is from the annotation of a GenBank genome assembly. Lineage: Eukaryota; Dinophyceae; Suessiales; Symbiodiniaceae.
AUGUUCAAGCAUUACUUCGUUUUCGACACACAGGUUUUGGCUGCGAAGCCUGAGAAGGACGUGGACACCAUGCGGAAGGAAGCCGCGGCAGCCCUACUCUCCGCAGCACAGGAUGGGCGCCUGGAGGCGGCUCUUGCAAAGGAGACCGUAUCGGAGGCGCCGGCCGGCGGGCCCCCGCCGGUGCCGGAGAUCGACGAGGAGGUCCGUGAGCUCGCGCGGAAGACCUUCGAGGAGGCUGCAGCCGACGGCCGGCUUGCUGAUGCUUUGAGCAAGGCCUUGGCUCCAGAGCCUGCAGCGCCUCCUCAGGCGGCCAAGCCCGAGGAGCAGGAACUGGAGGCUCUCCGUGUGCAGGCCAAGGACACUCUGAUGGCAGCAUGCGCAGAUGGAAGCCUGGACGCAGCCUUACAGACGAAGACCCAGGCAGCCAAGCCCGAGGAGCAGGAACUGGAGGCUCUCCGUGUGCAGGCCAAGGACACUCUGAUGGCAGCAUGCGCAGAUGGAAGCCUGGACGCAGCCUUACAGACGAAGACCCAGGCAGCCAAGCCCGAGGAGCAGGAACUGGAGGCUCUCCGUGUGCAGGCCAAGGACACUCUGAUGGCAGCAUGCGCAGAUGGAAGCCUGGACGCAGCCUUACAGAGCAAGACCCAGGUUGCCGGUCUGCUGGCGGGUUGGGCAGCUGACAACUGCAGUACGGAGCAGGGCCAGGACGUCAAGGCCAUCAAGGAAAAGGCAGCUGAUGCGCUGGUGAAGGCUCUGGCCAUGGAGGAUCCGGCGGAGACCACCCCGGAAGCAGCACCGUUGAAGUCUGUCCCGGAACCCGAGGCAAUGGCACCACCACCACCGCCUCCACGGGAAGACCAAGCGGAACUGAACAUUCAGGAUGUGAAGGCCAGAGCUUGCAACGCGCUGCACAAGGCUUUGGGCCUUGAAGAUGAGCAGCCGGUGGAUUUGGACGACGUGAAGGCACGGGCUGCCGGUGCGCUGGAGAAGGCAUUGGGCGUUUCAGAAUCCGCUGCGACCUCCAAGGACGAGACGGCCGAGGCCGAGCCAGCCCCGGCACAACCAACCUUGGUUACCGAAGUGCAGGAGAUCACCAGGCAAGUGAAGGAAGAGCUGGGAAAAUUCCAAGGCGAGGUGUGUGGACAAUUGCAGGACCUGAAGCAACUGUCCAGCGAGGUUCGAAAGGAUGUCGAGGAUCUCCGGCAUCAAGUGGCAGAGGCCAAGCGAGAGGUGUCGGGAUCAUCUACGUUUGGUGCCACAACGGUCACCACCAUCAAGCCCGAGGACCCUUUGCAGGACCUCGCUGGUGGGAGCCUGGCGGACCUUGAAAAGAAGAUCCGGGAGCGCAAUGAGCGCUUCAGGCGCGAGAAUGCGGCAAUGAGGGAAGAGAAUGCGCGCCUGAAGAUGAUGGGGCCAAAGGCUGACUGA